CCCUUAGCCCUCAGUCAUCAGCCCUCAAUCCUCAGCCCUUAGCCCUCAGUCCUCAGCCCUCAGUUCUCAGUCCUCAGUCCUCAGUCCUCAGUCCUCAGUUCUCAGCCCUCAGCCCUCAGUCCUCAGCCCUCAGUCCUCAGUCCUCAGCCCUCAGUUCUCAGCCCUUAGCCCUCAGCCCUCAGUCCUCAGCCCUCAGUUCUCAGCCCUUAGCCCUUAGCCCUCAGUCCUCAGCCCUCAGUCCUCAGUCAUCAGUCCUCAGUCGUCAGCCCUCAGUCCUCGGUUCCCUCAGUCCUCAGUUCUCAGCCCUUAGCCCUCAGUCAUCAGCCCUCAAUCCUCAGCCCUUAGCCCUCAGUCCUCAGCCCUCAGUUCUCAGUCCUCAGUCCUCAGUCCUCAGUCCUCAGUUCUCAGCCCUCAGCCCUCAGUCCUCAGCCCUCAGUCCUCAGUCCUCAGCCCUCAGUUCUCAGCCCUUAGCCCUCAGCCCUCAGUCCUCAGCCCUCAGUUCUCAGCCCUUAGCCCUUAGCCCUCAGUCCUCAGCCCUCAGUCCUCAGUCAUCAGUCCUCAGUCGUCAGCCCUCAGUCCUCGGUUGUCAGCCCUCAUUUCUCAGCCCUCAGCCCUCAGCCCUCAGUCCUCAGUCUUCAGCCCUCAGUCCUCAGUCGUCAGCCCUCAGCCCUCAGUCCUCAGUCCUCAGCCCUCAGUCCUCAGCCCUUAGCCCUCAUUUCUCAGCCCUCAGCCCUCAGCCCUCAGUCCUCAGUCUUCAGCCCUCAGUCCUCAGUCCUCAGCCCUCAGUCGUCUGCCCUCAGCCCUCAGUCCUCAGUCCUCAGCCCUCAGUCCUCAGCCCUUAG
Molecule: messenger RNA, 842 nt
Organism: Oncorhynchus nerka (sockeye salmon)
Lineage: Eukaryota; Metazoa; Chordata; Actinopteri; Salmoniformes; Salmonidae
Product: protein FAM186A-like
Exons: 2
Source: RefSeq, a predicted model, not a curated record